Fulmarus glacialis (Northern fulmar) is the source of this 687-nucleotide messenger RNA. It is a transcript of the gene MMACHC, whose product is annotated as methylmalonic aciduria (cobalamin deficiency) cblC type, with homocystinuria. The record is from RefSeq and is a predicted model, not a curated record. Lineage: Eukaryota; Metazoa; Chordata; Aves; Procellariiformes; Procellariidae. Gene Ontology annotation, biological process: cobalamin metabolic process. Gene Ontology annotation, cellular component: cytoplasm. Gene Ontology annotation, molecular function: cyanocobalamin reductase (cyanide-eliminating) (NADP+) activity; demethylase activity; FAD binding. Bases 1 to 687 code for a protein of 228 amino acids. The transcript has 3 exons.
AUGGAGAUUUGUUUUUCUUUGCCAAAGGUUGGAUGGUACAAUGCUAUUCUCCAGCCAGCCUUUCAUCUCCCCUACCCAGAUGACACACUGGCCUUUGUGGUCCUCAGCACGCCUUCGAUGUUUGACAAAGCCCUUAAACCUUUUGUGAAUAAAGAACGGUUAAAAAUAAUCAGAGAUCCUGUGGAUCAGUGUGUUUCUCAUCAUUUAUCACGUGUAAAGGAGAAAUUUCCUGAUCAGAAGGUGGAUGUCAUCUUUGAUUAUGAGAUCCUGCCAAGCCGAAAGCCCAAGUUCUUGGCACAGACAGCUGCCCAUGUUGCUGGAGCCGCAUAUUACUACCAAAGGAAGGAUGUGAAGCUUGAUCCUUGGGGUAAAAAGAAGAUCUAUGGCGUAUGUAUCCAUCCCAAGUAUGGCGGUUGGUUUGCUAUCCGGGGUCUCCUCCUGUUCCCAGAUAUUCAGGUACUGUUCCUGGAACAGUCUGCCCCUGUUGACUGUGUGAGCACAGAGGAAAAAAGAAUUGAGUUGCUGGAGCAAUUCAAUUUCCACUGGCAGGACGGCCGCUACAGGGACAUAAUUGAAGUGAAGGAAAGGUACUCGGAGGAGCAAAAAGCCUACUUUGCCACUCCUCCAGCGGAGAGAUUCAGACUGCUAGGGCUGACACAAGAAGCCCAGAGAAGCACAUUUCACUGA